Molecule: messenger RNA, 1518 nt
Organism: Pisolithus orientalis
Lineage: Eukaryota; Fungi; Basidiomycota; Agaricomycetes; Boletales; Pisolithaceae
Product: TATA box binding protein associated factor-domain-containing protein
Exons: 5
Coding region: 1-1518 (505 amino acids)
Biological process (GO): transcription initiation at RNA polymerase II promoter; RNA polymerase II preinitiation complex assembly
Cellular component (GO): transcription factor TFIID complex; SLIK (SAGA-like) complex; SAGA complex
Molecular function (GO): protein heterodimerization activity; transcription coactivator activity; RNA polymerase II general transcription initiation factor activity
Source: RefSeq, a predicted model, not a curated record
AUGAGCAAGCCGGGGCCAAAACCCAAGUCGGCCCUUUCACUCCAUGCAGGGAUAUACAAAGCCGAUGCAGUCAAAGAUGUCGCCGAGUCACUCGGAAUCACCAGUCUUUCUGAAACCGUCGCAUCCGCACUCGCCAGCGAUGUAGAAUACAGGGUGCACCAGGUAGUCGAGGAAGCCUCUAGAUUUAUGCGACAUGCUCGCAGAACGACGCUCACUACUAGCGACAUCGACCUCGCCCUUCGUACGCUCAACAUCGAACCCCUCUACGGUCACACACCACACGCAUCCACUACUUUCCGACGUGCCCUUCCGUUCCCAAACACGCCCUCCGCAGGGACCGUGUACUUUGUUGAAGACGAGGAGAUCGACUUCGACAAAGUGUUGCGAGAAGAGAAGAUCAUCAUCCCGAAAGGCGUGAAUUGGACAGCGCACUGGCUUGCAGUCGAGGGCGUGCAGCCCCUCGUUCCAGAAAACCCUCCAGCCGUCCCUCGAGAAGACGCGGCUGCUCCACCUUCAGCAGCUCUCAACGGCAAAUCGCCGCAACUUGGUCUCGCAAAAUCACAACAGGCCUCUGCUCCACAAACUCAACCGAAUCAACUCGUCAAACAGGUCCUGUCGCGAGAACUGCAGCUCUAUUAUAGCAGGCUUACGUCCUCGUUGCUGCCCCCUUCGACUGCCCCAGCUGAGACAGCCAAGCGAACUGCAGCCCUUGCUAGCUUGCGCGCGGAUGCAGGACUGCAGGCACUUCUGCCUUACCUUGUGAAAUGGAUCGGAGAGGGCGUUGUCAGUGCCCUUCGAGAGGAAACAGAUGCUGAACAGGAAGGAAGAAUGCUCGAGAUCUUGUUGGACGUUACAAGCGCUAUCCUGGAGAACUCGACUUUGUUCAUUGAGCCUUAUCUCCACCAGUUGCUUCCAUCUAUUUUAUCCGUUCUCCUUCAUGCAAGCUUGCCCAGUUCCCAUGCAAAACAUCUCAGGACGGCAGCUGCUCAAAUGCUGGGCAGGGUCCUGACACAACAUUCGACAACCUACCCUUCGCUAUCGCCACGCAUCAUGAAGACCCUGUUAGUCGCCCUUCUGGGCAACACGCCAACCGCCCAAAGCACGAUUUCAACAACUGUCAAUGGAUUCGCAAUGGAUACGAGCGGGACCCCCACCAGGGACGGUGCUCGAGGCCCGCCAAAACCUCUUGGCACCCGAGAAGGUGCAAUACGAGGACUUAUUGGAAUUGGAAAAGAGGCAGUACGGAAGGGCAUACUGGAAGGCGGAGGAGCGCGCAUCGUUGGAGAGGAAAUUACAGCUUCAGGGGUGGAGGGUGCGAUCGGUGUUGUUGAAGCCAUGGCUCUAGACACACUCCAACCGCCUUCCGAUAUGCCGGAGACGUUAGACUCCUCAAGAGAAGAGGACGCUAGGCUCAUUGCACAGUUGCGUGAUUUACUAGGGGAAUUCUUCACUUCACGAGUGGUCAGUCGCGGCGACCGGAGUUGGGCUGCUGGCCUGGUCGCAAGCGUGAGCACUUAA